AGGGGAGACUGAUUGAGGGGAGUGAAGAACCGGUAGGUGGAGAUGGGCAGCCACAGAGCAUUGGGCCCGAAGAGCAUGCAUCAGUCAGAAAACCAAUAGGCAAUGGUUGAUACUUCAAGCACCCUAUGGACUAUCAUCACCUGGAUGCUCAACCACAAGCCCAUUCUGCUGGUGAUCCUGGUCCUACUGCUGUUGCUUAGCAACUGGCUGGUCAAGCAAGAGGUCUGGUCAAACAAGAUGAAGGGUCAUCCGGAGAAGACCCAGCGUAGAGCAGUGCCCUACUGGGAACAGACCCAGAGAGAACAUGACAGCACCAGAAGAUACCAGCGGCCCUGCAGUUCUGGAAAUGAAUAUAUAGAAGCUCCACUGGUCUCCGAGGGUGUCACCAGCAGCGCCAUUCUGACCGCUAAGGAAAUCGACAAGAUGCAUGCCUGCUUUGCUGUCCAAGAUAAGCUCAUGGAGAGGCUCAUGUUCAACGAGAUGAAGCUCAAAGUGUUAGAGAAUCAGAUGUUCAUUGUUUGGAAUAAAAUGAACCGAAGGAAGAGGUCGUGCCACAACCGGGCUCCUUCCCCGGGCAAGCACCUCCGCAGGCAUGGAAAUGGCUUCUCCUCCGCCUCAGGCCUCAGCUCCAAUUCUCAAGGGCCUUGUUGAAUUUUCUUCUCAUUGACUAGUAAAACCAAUAAGAGAU
Messenger RNA from Monodelphis domestica (gray short-tailed opossum), 688 nucleotides. RefSeq names its product testis expressed 46 (gene TEX46). NCBI's taxonomy places the organism in Eukaryota, Metazoa, Chordata, Mammalia, Didelphimorphia, Didelphidae. The record is from RefSeq and is a predicted model, not a curated record.